AUGUCGGUGUUCGGCCGGAUCGCCGGAGGUCUCCGCCAGGCUUCCCUCCUGAGUGCUCGCAGCAGGGGCGUUCCAACGACUCUGCCGUGGGCUCCCCUGGCUCCGGCUCGAGCUCGCUUCUCCGAUUCCAAGAUCCCUCAGUACUUGAACUCGUGGGUUGAGCCGGAGGCUCUCUGGGAGUACAAUGACCACAUGGAGCGGACCAACAGAGCCAAGGAGGUGGAUGCUGAGGUGGGUGAACUGGGAGACCGCAACAAGGCGUGGCAGAAGGAGACGGUCAAGGUGGAUCCAGAGUUUUUCACACGGAUUGGGCAGGGGCAGGCUCCAAAGUACCUCUGGAUUGGCUGUGCGGACAGCCGUGUUGCUGCCGAGAACCUGAUUGGCGGCAGGCCUGGGGAGCUAUUUACACACCGCAAUAUUGCAAACAUGGUUGUUUCGACUGACACAAACAUGCGGUCCGUGCUGCAGUAUGCAGUGGACUAUCUCCAAGUCCGUCACGUCAUUGUUUGCGGCCACUACGAUUGCGGCGGCAUCAAGGCAGCCUGCUCUGUGAAAGACCACGAUCUUCCUCUGGAGAGUUGGCUGUCAUCAAUCCGUGACGUCUACCGCUUGCACAAGGACGAGCUUGAAGCGAUCGAUUGUGAGCAGGAGCGGCACAAGCGCAUGGUGGAACUCAAUGUGAUCGAGCAGUGCCUGAACCUGUUCAAGACCAGUGACAUCCAGCGUCGACGGCGAUACACAGCAAGUCGACCAGACGAGUUUCCAUGUGCGUUGCCGCGCAUUCAUGCCAUGGUCUUUUCGCCGGCUGAUGGAAUUCUGCGUCGUUUGAAUGUAGACUACAGAAAGCACCUGGGCGACGCGAUCAACAUCUACCACCUGUGCUCUCGGGAGAACUUCAGUUGCGUUGUGCUUUAUAUAGCCUUAUUGGGUCAGACUGACCGUAAAAGUCGAAACCACCCCUCCUCAGCUUGCGCCUGGUGA
This is a messenger RNA of Symbiodinium natans, 981 nucleotides long. The record is from the annotation of a GenBank genome assembly. Lineage: Eukaryota; Dinophyceae; Suessiales; Symbiodiniaceae.